Molecule: messenger RNA, 315 nt
Organism: Racocetra persica
Lineage: Eukaryota; Fungi; Glomeromycota; Glomeromycetes; Diversisporales; Gigasporaceae
Source: the annotation of a GenBank genome assembly
AACAAAUUUCAGAAGCACGUGUUGAUAUUUUAACUUUCAAAGAUUUAUUGGGAGAGAUUACUGCAUAUAAAAAAAGAAAAGUGCUUUUGUUGUUUGCAUCUAUGGCAUUUUCACAAUAUCCUAUAAUGCAAUCUCAUUCCAGUAUAUUGGACUUAAUGGAUAUCCUACGAUGUAUUGAAAUCGUUCCAUUGACGUGGACCUCCUUCGAUCGAUGUUUGAAAAGAAAGAGUCAUGCUCCUGCUAGGACAUGCUUAGCACAUAAGAUUGACAAUUUCUUUUCAGAAAUCUAUUAUGUCAUUGCCAUACGUGAUUCUA